Molecule: messenger RNA, 2349 nt
Organism: Chanos chanos (milkfish)
Lineage: Eukaryota; Metazoa; Chordata; Actinopteri; Gonorynchiformes; Chanidae
Gene: fam171b
Product: family with sequence similarity 171 member B
Exons: 8
Coding region: 1-2349 (782 amino acids)
Source: RefSeq, a predicted model, not a curated record
AUGCCUGGGUUUACAGCUUACCUGCUCCUAGCUGUUCUUCUGAUUCUCGCGGAAGAUGGGUACGUGAGAGGAGUACAGGGUGGGGUGGUCUCCCCUGGCCUUUCCUUGGUGUCGGAAGACAAUGCCUUCUCCACCGCUCCAGACGUCAGCAGACAGACGCAAAGCCAACAUCAAGUCGAGACAUCUUCGGUGUCCCCGUCAGAGUCACCUCUGAUGCUGAGGGUGCAUGUGAAGGAUGCGUCUAGCCAGCGACAUUUGGGUGGAGCGACCUUGGAGGUGUUUGUGAAUGGUUCACACAUGCAUUCCUCCCUCACUCAGGAGGAUGGUGAGGUUCUCCUCACUAUUCCUUACAAACUGGGAAUGACCCUUACCCUGGUGGCCAGCAAAGAGGGCUACGUUCUCACUCAGCUACCCUGGACGACCGCCAAGAUACCCAUAUUUUCUUCUGUUACUCUAUCCUUGAUUCCUCAAACCCAAGGCAAUAUCUGGCUGUUUGAAGAUACUGUGCUAAUAACACAGAAAACACCGGAUCCAUCAUCUCAGCCCAGUGUACAGUUUCCCAAGAGCCUACUCAGACUCCCAGAGAACACUAACAUCUCCAUGGUGACUGCAUACUUGACAAUUCCAACCCCACCCCAAGACAAAGACUGCCACUUCUGCACCGUGGGGAUCCUCAGCAACAAAUCAGGAUACAGGAGUGUUCAUUUGAACCCUGUGGCAAUGCUUAGUGCCCAACUGUUGUCCAGUGGGAAGGAGAUAAAAGUCAACGGACCGGUCCAGUUCACAGUCCCCCUGUCAUAUCCAACGAACCUCCGAGCAACUGAUUCCGUACCUGCGUGGGCCUUCGAUAUGAAAGCAGGUGCUUGGAUGAAAAAGGGCAUUGGGACUAUUAAGAUGGAGGGAGGUCACCUCGUCUGGACGUAUCUGGCACCUCAUCUUGGUGACUGGAUAGCUGCACCACUACCCUCUUCCAGUGGUUAUAUGGGACAUGCAACCUCUAUGGAUUUCAUCUCAUAUCAUACAUACCUUCUUGUUGGCAUCUUAGGCGGAGCUCUUGUGAUUAUUAUUGGAUUUUUAUCUGUGCUUUUAUGUCACUGCAGAGACUUGAAUCAUGAGUCAGAGAGGAAGAAACGGGGUGCUUCCAAACUGACGGUUCUUAAAAAAGACCAGACUACAUCAACCAGCUCAGACGAAGCACAUGAAGCGUUGUACCACCCUGGCGACAGGUCUUACUCACUUGCUAGCCGAAACGCUGGCCAUCGAGAUGUCUCUGCCUCCCCUCGGCACCAGGCAAACUACAAUAUCUACGUGGAGGAUGUCAGUCGUCCUGUGGCCAACAUUUAUGAAAACAUUGGUAGUGUUGGCUCAGAAUCGCACAGGGCUCCUCUACCCAGUCUUUAUGUCAACAGUGAGGAGGUUGCAAGGCUUAGGGAGAGGUCAGAACAGAAUGCCUCUCGUCAGGGAGCCAAUGAGAAUGUGGUCUUCCGAGACAAGUUGUUUCACAUCUAUAACCAACCUGUGGCCAUUGUACAGGCUUCAGAUGUCUUCAGUGCCCAGGGACAAGUUGACCCCACUGGGUGCAGAUCAGCCACCUUUCCCCGAAAUGGCACGGAGCACGGACCACAGACGGAACGCAACUACAAGGAUAGUUUCACUCAAACACUGCCUAAAGGCACCCAGCAGGACAGUGAUGAGCAACCAGCUCUGGAUAGCACUCAGAAUGCUACUGCCAAUCCAGGGAUCUGGGGCCGUUACAGCCACUUAUUGGAGUCCGUGUCAGUACCAGGCACUCUAAAUGAGGCUGCAGGGAUGGGUCCAUUUCAUGGGGAAAUUCAAGGGGUCUCAGAGCAAACCCUGUUGGAGCUUUCUAAGGCCAAGCCUUCACCCCAUCCCCCAAGGGCAUGGUUCGUCUCUUUGGAUGGCAAGCCUGUUGCACAGGUACGCCACUCUGUUAUCGAACUCCAGGGUCGGCAUCGACCAGGCAGCAGCAACGACACCAGCCUGGACUCUGGAGUGGAUAUGAACGAGCUCCAGCAGCCGCUCCGUAAAGGUGAGCACGAGGGUCCCUCUGGCGGAAGCUUGCCCAAAGCAAGUGGGGGCCUUGCCCAUGAGGAGCAGGAUCUGAGCAGCAGUGAAAUUGGAAGUCCCGAAGAUGCAACCCUGAGGAGCACCCUAGAAGGUAGCAGUGCUGCCAUCCCUAAUAUUCCGGAGGAUAAGGACGCAGGGGACACGUCCAGUGAGUCAAGGUCAACCCCUCCACCACGCCGGCCGCGGAAGUUACGGGACAAGAGGCCCGAGAGGAAGACAACUCGCCAUGUUCGGGAAGAGAGGCCUCAGAUGAAACGUUAA